AUGGGGGGGUCGAUCUACGUGGGGGAGACCGUGGUGAAGAUCAAGGGCAAUGGCGUCCAGGCGGGCACCCGAGCGAUGGGCGGCGCGUGGCAGCGUGCCGAGAGGGCGAUUCGUGGGAUCUCUGCCGUCGACGAGGACGGUCUCAGCCUGGCGCGGCGCCAUUGCCAGUGGCAGCGCUGGCAGCGUUUCGACGACAUGUUUCUCGGCAUGUGGAAAGUGCUCAAGGCCAUGAGGCUUCUGCACGAAGCUCAAGUGCUGGAGUUGGGCUGGAGCGGGGCUUUGAAAAGAGUGAACUUCUUCGCAGUGCCGCAAGAGCGCCGGGCCUCGCAUAGCAUGGUCGACUGCGUUUUAUGCACAACGCUUGCUUGCGCUGGGAUGUGGCAAAUUGUCAUGGAGCUGGUGACGCAGGUGGUUAAGCCUCUCUCCAGACGAGUGGCCAUGGCAGCUGGAGGAGUGGGAGCCAACCUCUCAAAAAUACAGUCGUCUCGCGUGCUCUGCAUGUUGGGCAGCGUCCCUCUCGAGCAGCUGGAGCUCUUGUGGCAAGAGGCGCAGCACCCUUGGAGGAGCGUUCUCAUGUCCUCUUUCACAGGCAAAGCACGGGUUUGCAUCAAGUCGAAGAGCCUGUGGUGUGGCGCUACGCCUCUCCGCACAGGAUGUCAUAUCAUGCUGGGGCAUUACAUCUCAGGUGAAUUCAGUGGUCUUGCGGCCUCGUGUGGCCAUCUUGGGCUGUCUCGCUGCUACCUGCUGCUUGUCGACAACAACUGGAAGGUCUCGAUCGCCACGGCGCAGAAGUCAGAAUUUGGCAUGUUUUCUGCUCAGACCUUCCCGCCACUUCGCUCGCUCACCUAUUGGCUUCAAUACGCGCCUGCCAUUGAGCGACUCGUCCGGUGCAAAGGCAUUUUUUUCCCCAUCGCCUCCGGCAUGGCACAAGCCGAUUCUCGAGGUGGCCGUGGCGGCCGCGGUCCGAGGCACCCUCGCGGCGAUGGGAGCACGGUGCCCUCAGACGCCGCCGCGGAGGCGGCCCGCCGGUUCGGCCGAGCCGAGGCCCUCUGCGAGGCGCACCUGGCGGAGGCGGAGCCGCUGGACCAGACCGACCUCGAGAAGAUCAUGGCGGACCAGCCCCUGCCCAGGACACCGUCGGGUCCGAGGCCGAACAGCCUAUCGCCUUCGCUGCCCGAGGACCGCGAUAGCGUGGCUCAGAGGCUCCGGUCAGAGAUCGAGCGUGUCAAGACGGAGUUGGAACAGGCCCAGCUGAGCGCCGCCUCGCGCGCAGCCCGUUCCCGCUCAACGCCUGGGGCGAACCUUGGCAGGAAACCGACCUCGCGGGCGCGGGCGUCGAGGGCCCUCAGCCCCAGCCGUCUUCGGAUCUCUCCCUCGCCGUCGCGGCGCCGGGCGCUGCCGUCUGCGGAGUCGGGCCGGAAGACAAAGCGGGCCAAGACGGACGAGCAGCAGGAGAAGCCAGGCCCGCCCCUCAAGGAAACGCGGAGCCGGCCGGGCAAGAAGGGCAAGGGGACUUCGAAGCUCUCGGGGGCCCCGCGGCCAGAGUGGUAUGCAUUAGACGAUUCGGACGCAGAGGCUGCUGCAGAACCCGAGGCCGCCGCCCCCGCGGAGUGGGGCGCUCUCUUGGCCUGGUGGUCUGACCUCCCGGAGCCGCUCGGGGUGAUCACCGCUGCGAGUGGCGACGUGCAGGGCUUGAGCGUUGGCCUCUCCAUAUCUCCGAGUGCAGUUACUUGUUCUAGCUUGAUCGGCUACUGGGCCAAACGCCACGAGCUCCUGGACGAGUACCCUGUCCUGAAGGAGAAGGACGGCCAGUUCGUGGCCCAGUUCAAGUUCACCCUGCUCCUGCUGCCAGGCGGCACGAAGAAGAUCACGGGGCUGGCCCUGGGGGAGAAGAAUGUGGCCUCUCAGCUUUCGGUCCAAGACGAGGAUCUGAAGAAGCUGCUGGCGUCAUCCGCGAACCCCAAGAAGCAGAAGAAGAAGAAGGCGGCCGGCGGCAAGGCCCCUGGCCGCCCGGCCAGCUCCGACCCCGGCAGCCAUCGCUAUAGUGCGCGCCCACAUCCGCCGCCCUGGAGGCGUGCCCCGAGACCUCUCGAGCAGCGGCGGACGUCACGCAGCACCCCGCAGAGUGGCAAGUAA
Molecule: messenger RNA, 2136 nt
Organism: Prorocentrum cordatum
Lineage: Eukaryota; Dinophyceae; Prorocentrales; Prorocentraceae
Source: the annotation of a GenBank genome assembly